Ostreococcus lucimarinus CCE9901 is the source of this 1719-nucleotide messenger RNA. RefSeq lists its product with no specific name. The transcript is spliced from 2 exons. Gene Ontology annotation, molecular function: protein binding. Gene Ontology annotation, biological process: regulation of DNA double-strand break processing. Lineage: Eukaryota; Viridiplantae; Chlorophyta; Mamiellophyceae; Mamiellales; Bathycoccaceae. The coding region runs from base 1 to 1719 and encodes 572 amino acids. The record is from RefSeq and is a predicted model, not a curated record. Gene Ontology annotation, cellular component: site of double-strand break; nucleus.
AUGGCGGCGCUCGUGCGAAGGCAACGCGCGCUCGAGGACGACGCGGAUCGAGCGCGCGCGGCGUUUCCGACGGCGUUCGGGCGAGGCGGGGGGGCGGGCGCGACGGCGAGGGACGUCGUGGACGACGGCGCGCGCGCGACGGCGGCGCUGGGCGCGAGGGACGACGACGACGACGACGGCGGCGGCGGCGGCGGCGGCGGCGGCGGCGAGGCGGACCGGGGAAGCGGCGAGGAGGAAUACGAGGAAGAGGACGCGAUUCCGCGCGCGGCGGAGGCGGUGAUGGAGGGAUUUAAGAAACCGGCGACGUGCUGCGCGGUGGAUCGAUCGGGGGCGCGAAUGGCGGCGGGAUCUUCGGACGGCGUCGUGCGGUUGUACGAUUUCAACGGGAUGAAGCGGGAUUUACAACCGUUUCGGUCGAUCGCGCCGCGCGAGGGGUACCCGAUACACGCCGUCGAUUGGUCGCCGACGGGGGACAUGUUCGUCGCGGCGAGCGGGAGCUGGCAGCCGACGGUGCACGACAGAGAUGGGGUCGAAUUGGGGGAAUUCGACAAGGGCGACAUGUACAUCAGAGAUUUGAGGAAUACCAAAGGACACGUCGCGGCGACGACGGACGUGAAGUGGAACCCGCUGGAUAAGGAGACGAUUUGCACCGCGGGAGAGGACGGUGCGCUGCGUUUGUGGGACGUCACGUACCUGGGCGACGCGCGCGGGUCGCAAAAGGCGGUGCUCAAGCCGCAGCAAGUCAAGCCGGGGCGCGUGCAAGUGACGUCGUGCGCGUACUCGCACGACGGAGAUUUGAUCGCGGGUGGAAUCACGGACGGUAGCGUGCAAAUCUUCUCGUCCAAGGGCUCGCAUCAUCUCUUCAAAGGCGCGCAUCCGGCGGGCGAGGAGGUGACGUCGCUUUCGUUCGGUAGGGACGGUCGCACGCUGCUUUCGCGUUGCGAAGACGGUACGCUAAACGUGUGGGAUCUGCGCAACGUCAAGGCGCCCUUGAAGCGGUUCGAAGAUUUACCGACGCGCCACAGCGAAACCACGGUGGGUUGGUCGCCAAACGACGUGUACUUCUUCACCGGCGUCGACGCCGAGCGCGACUCGCGCGGCGGUAACACGCAGGGCGGUCUCUGUUUCUUCGACAGAGAAAAGCUCGAGAUGGUGCAUCGCGUUUCGACGCCGACGAAUUGCAUCGCGGCGACUUGGCAUCCGCGUCUGAACCAAAUCUUCGUCGGCUGCGGCGACGCCAAAGGCGGGGAGUUGCGCGUGCUCUACGACCCCAAAAAGUCCAUGGGCGGCAUCACGCAGGCUGUGGGUAAAGCGGUGCGUAAAAAGGCGGAUGAUUUCGUCCGCAUCGAUGUGCAAGAAAUUUCUUACACCCCGAACGCGCUACCAGCGUUCAAGGAACAAAUGCCGGGCAAACGCAAGCUCGACUCGACGGACAUCGCGCGCCAGGCUCUGCGAAAGAACCCGAGCAAGGCGGUGACGAAUAUGGACAAGAGCGGUGUGUUGACCGGGGGCACGGGAGCAUCGCUUCUCACGCAGCACAUAAUGCACAACAACGAAGAGCUCGGCGAAAAGAACUGGAUGAAGACGGACGCGAGAGAGUCCAUCCUGCGGCACGCCGAGAAAGCCGCCGCGAAUCCGAUGUUUACGAAAAAAGCUUACGAGCACACGCAGCCGAAAGAAAUCUGGCGCGAGGAAGAAAAAGAAGGAGAUUCCGAUUGA